CCGCGCACUGGAAGACACCCAGAUCCUACCGAGAAAUCAGUCGGUUUAGAGGCACUGUAUAUAACAGGUGUAUCAGUGUUUGUAAAGCUGAAGCAGCGAUCAGAAAGACGCGUCCGGUGGAUCCAGUCGCUCGCGCGCAAUGGUGAUAUAAACAGACGCGCCCAACUCCAACCUAAAACCAGACAGACGAACCUAGUCAUGUUUCCUCUGCCGAUGUUCACACCUGAGCAGGUGGCUCGAGUCUGCGAGAAUCUGGAGGAGACUGGAGAUAUGGAGCGCUUGGGUCGCUUCCUCUGGUCGCUGCCCGCCGCGGUGCCCGGUUCGGCCGGCGAACUCCUCAACCGGCACGAGUCGGUGAUGCGCGCCCGCGCUCUCGUCGCCUUCCACGGCGGGAACUUCGAGGCUCUCUAUCAGAUCCUGCAGAGCCACCGCUUCACGCGGGAGUCCCACGCCAAGCUGCAGGACCUGUGGCUGGACGCGCACUACCGCGAGGCGGAGCGCCUGAGGGGGAGGCCGCUGGGCCCGGUGGAGAAGUACCGCAUCCGGAAGAAGUUCCCCCUUCCUCGGACCAUCUGGGACGGCGAGCAGAAGACGCACUGCUUUAAGGAGCGAACCCGUAGCCUCCUGAGGGAAUGGUACCUGCAGGAUCCCUAUCCAAACCCCUCCAGAAAGCGUCAUCUGGCUCAGGCCACGGGACUCACACCCACUCAGGUGGGAAACUGGUUCAAAAACAGAAGACAGCGGGACAGAGCAGCGUCUGCUAAAAACAGAUUGCAGCAAGAUUCAUCCCUCCUUCCCUCCAGAAGCUCUCCAGAAUGCUCCUCGGAGCACAACACGCACCAUCAGGGCUCCUCACCGCAUCGCCCCGGGAGCGACUGCAGCUCGGGCACGGGGCCGCGGGGGACCGGGGCCUCCACGCCAGACAUAUCCGUCAGCAGCGACAGCGAGUUUGAGUCGUGAAGAACGCCUGCACCUGCCCUCCGAGAAACGGACCGAAAGACACGAGAGUUUGAAGCAUCUGGAGGGCAGAGGACUGCUGCUUGUACAUGCACUUAAAGGAAAGACAGAGAAAUCAGCUCGAUUUGCUGUUUUAAAUUGCAAGAAAUCGGACUAAAAAGAACGGAGUUCUCAGUUGCUCCCUUUUUCGUGAUCGGUUCGUCCCUGACCAAAGAGGAACUACAAUUUUUAGACUGCGGACCUCUUAAAAGGCACGUGCCAAAUCAAUCUCUUCAGGCUCAUUGGCUUUUUCAAUCAUUCUAAUACUCAGGUGGCACAAAAUAGGAGACAUAUCACACAGAAGGACAUCUAUUAUGCAGAUUUCGUAUUUGAAAUCUAAUCUAGAUCGUCCAGCCAGGCCUUUCAUAACACUACAAACAUCUGUCAAAACCAUGAAGCGGUUUGAUCUGCUUGUUCCCACUGAAAACAGAAGGUAGAGGUAACUUGCUGCUGUAUGUUUUCAUAAGAAUGUAGUGUAGAUUAUGUCAGUUAUUGUGCUAACAUUGCAUUUUGUUGUUUUUUUGUUCUUAAAUGAGGAUUUAGGUCCAUUGGGAAUAUAAUGAUGUAGUCUGGAUGAACAUAGAUUAACUGACGUUAUGGAAUAUUAAUGCUGCUUACCUUUUAAUACGCUGUGAAUUUGGACACACUGUGAACACACACCAUCUUGCAAUCAACUUUCUGUACAUUUCAUUUCAGUCACUCAGCUUUUUAUGUGCCUAUACUUUGAGGACGGCAUCAAACUUUAUGACCGUCUGUCAUUUAUCAUUUCCACACCCAU
Molecule: messenger RNA, 1774 nt
Organism: Sinocyclocheilus rhinocerous
Lineage: Eukaryota; Metazoa; Chordata; Actinopteri; Cypriniformes; Cyprinidae
Gene: six7
Product: SIX homeobox 7
Exons: 3
Coding region: 199-960 (253 amino acids)
Biological process (GO): regulation of transcription by RNA polymerase II; eye development
Cellular component (GO): transcription regulator complex; nucleus
Molecular function (GO): DNA-binding transcription factor activity, RNA polymerase II-specific; RNA polymerase II cis-regulatory region sequence-specific DNA binding
Source: RefSeq, a predicted model, not a curated record